This is a messenger RNA of Rhizophagus irregularis DAOM 181602=DAOM 197198, 312 nucleotides long. RefSeq lists its product as uncharacterized. The record is from RefSeq and is a predicted model, not a curated record. Lineage: Eukaryota; Fungi; Glomeromycota; Glomeromycetes; Glomerales; Glomeraceae.
AUGGUUGGCCUUGAUAUUGAUAUUCGUAAUCCAUCAAUUGAAGCAAUUGGCCUUGGUUUUGAUAUUCAUAAUCCAUCAGCUAAAAACCAGAUGAUAAUUGGCCUUAAAUUUGAUAUUCGUAAUCCAUUAGCUGGAGAUAAGAUGAUAGCUGGUCCUGAUUUUGAUAUUCAUAAUCCAUCAGCUGAUCAGAUGAUGGUUGGCCUUGGUCUUGAUAUUCAUAAUCCAUCAGUUGAAGGGGUAUACCAGAAAUUAGCUAAUUUGAAAGAAGGUGGGGGGAGUCAAGUUCAAAUCAGGUCUAUAUAUAUUAUAUGA